AUGUCUUCGGCCGCGGUGCAGCAGACCGGUCCCACCAUUUCCAGCCGCGGGCAGUACCAGCAGCCGCCUCACGGCCGCGACCAGUACUACCAGCAGCCGUCCAAGUCGGCGCGCCCGAGUGGGAAUGGCGAGCCUUCCACACCGCAACAAUCGCAACAUUACUCGCCGUCCACCUCCAACAACUCCGACAUGACAACCCCGCGCGCGCAGCCCGCGUCGUCGUCCACCCAGCCGUCGCCCGUCAUCGCCUCGUCCCCGUACAAUGCCCACCAGGGCCCUGUGCCGCCGCCUCGCACUUCGUCGAACCAUCGCACCUCCGCCCAGCCCGUACAAGACCCGUACCACAGUCAACGAUCUACAGAUGAACGCCCGCCGUCGUCCCGCACCGCCUCACAGAAUAUGAGGGAGGAUCCUGCCAGCGCCGCUGCCAACGCUGCCCAGCGCCGACGCCAGCCGUCCCGCGAGCAGCAAAACUACCAGACCAGCCCUUCGUCGUCGUCUCGGACAAAGCAGACGCCGACCCACAGCCGUUCUGCCACCGCCGUCGGCACUCCGCCGAUGGGUUCCAACCUGCCCCGGGAAGAGAGCACGGUCAUCAACCGCCUGGUCAUCGCGGAUCCCCAAGAGGACAUUGCCCGCGAGCAGGCCCGCAUGGCCGAGACGCGGCCCACCCCGACUGGCGCCGACAUCACGCCAAUCACCGGCCUGGGUCUUGUGGGGAACGAAGGUGUUGACGAUGGCGGCCGCGGCGGUGGAAAGAGCCGGCAGGACCACUCCAGGGAAAAGCGGCGGGAAACCAAGUUUGGCGACUACAUCCUGGGCCAGACCCUGGGUGAGGGAGAGUUCGGUAAGGUCAAGAUGGGCUGGAAGAAGGACGGCGGAGUCCAGGUUGCCAUCAAGCUCAUCCGGAGAGAAGUCCUGGGCUCCAACCCCAGCCGUCUUCCCAAGAUCUACCGCGAGAUCUCCAUCUUGCGCGGGCUGCAGCACCCUAACAUCGUCCGCCUGCAUGAGAUGGUCGAGACAGAACGACACAUCGGCAUAAUCCUGGAGUAUGCGUCCGGCGGUGAGCUGUUUGAUUACAUCCUGAACCACCGCUAUCUCAAAGACAAUUCGGCGCGCCGCCUGUUUGCCCAGCUGGUUUCUGGCGUAGGCUACCUGCACAAGAAGGGUAUUGUGCACCGCGAUUUGAAGCUCGAGAACCUUCUGCUCGACCGGAACAAGAACAUCAUCAUCACCGAUUUCGGCUUCGCCAACACUUUCGACCCGAACGACGAGCUUGGGGACGAGAUCGAGUAUAACCUCGGAAAUAAGGAGUUCGUGAAAAAGGCGGGGCUGGAGAUCGUCGGCGACAGCGGACACCGCCGGGGUGAUUUGAUGCAGACGAGCUGCGGAAGUCCGUGUUAUGCCGCACCGGAGUUGGUCGUGAGCGACUCGUUAUAUACCGGCAGGAAGGUCGACGUCUGGAGUUGCGGCGUCAUUCUGUACGCUAUGCUUGCUGGAUACCUUCCGUUCGACGAUGAUCCAGCCAACCCCGAAGGCGACAACAUCAACCUCCUCUACAAGUAUAUCGUCUCCACCCCUCUUACCUUCCCCGAAUACGUCACUCCGCACGCUCGCGACCUCUUGAAGCGUAUUCUCGUUCCCGAUCCACGUAAACGCGCCGACCUUUUCGAGGUUGCCCGGCACAGCUGGCUGAGCGAGUAUGCGCACGUUGUUGGAUUCAUUACCAGUAGCACCACGACGUCGAGUGACAUUGCCAAUACGACGGUCCCGCCAGAGGACCCGUACGAAGUCCCGCAGCUUGCUCGCAGUGCAUCGGUCCGGGAAGCCAGCAAGCAACAUACGUCUGUCGCUGCUGUUGGUGGUUUGACGCAAAAGCACGGCCACAUCGACCAAGCCGAGUCGCCGGACAAGCAAGGCAGGCGGGAUGCAAAACGCAGAACUGUGCAAGUCGAAUACGUUGCACCUCACACACAGACCCAAAGAGGCGGAGAGUCUUCGACGGUCACUGCGGGCCCUACGGUGCCCCUGGCCCAAGGUGGCGCUCAGCGCUCUCGCUCCAGGGACCAAGGCCCAGUGGAAGUGCCAUCUUCCGAUGGAUACGCUUCUUCAACGACCAGACAACGUCGUCCCUCGGCGGGAUCUGCACAACAAGUUCCAGCCUCGCGCCAGACUCGCGAAGGCCCCCGCGCCGUCUCCGACUCACCGUUCGGAAAUGCCCCACCUUCUUCCUCCGCAAGACCCUCUACUGGUGGCACAUUGGGUGGAUCGUCAAGGCUUCCUUCACGCGGAAACUCGUACGGCCAGCCUGCCGCGGCUACUGUCGCCACUACUAAUGUCCAGGGCCGUUUCUCACAGCCCAAGGGCAAGCAAUACGUCAUUUCUGCGCCGAUGCCGCAGGACGAGGAUCCGACCAUGGGCCAGCCAUCCACCCAGAGGAUGCCGUCUGCUGGCUACCAGCCGCAACAAGAAGCACAGUACACGCAGCGCAGCAGUCACAAGCGGUCUAAUACCGUGGGAGGCAUUGGGGAGAAGAUCUUCAGAACGUCCUUGUUUGGUGGAAGCUCGAAGCCACAGAAAUCCUAUCCUCCUGUUAGCAUGAACAACUCGAUGAACAGCGGAGACAGCACCAGGAAGUCGACCGAGUCCUCCCGCCGUCCUUCGUUGAGCUUCAGUCGCAAGACCAGUGAGGGCGGUCGUGCAGGAGACAGGUCCUCGCGCAGGUUCUCCUUGCUGCCCGCUUCGUUCUCUAUGAAGAGCUUCACGGGCGGGAACAAGGAUUCACCCGGGGCAGCCGACCGCCGUUCGAUCGGAGCCGGCGGGCGGCAACGGGCGCCAUCCCGGCCGCAAAUGGCUUUCGGACGCGGCGAAAGCCCGUCGCCCAGUCAGAGCACCGGCAACACGAUACCUAUCACCUACGAUGAUCUUGACCGCCGUCGCACGGGCGAGACGACGGACGUACGCCAGAAGCGCAGGAGUCAAAUGUCGGGACGUGGCCCGACGUCAGCACCGGCAGACCAAACCCAAUUCCAGGCCCAGCCGGCGUAUCAGUACGAAGACAAUGCCAUACAGCAGUAUCCCUCGAAUUCGGAGCAGGGCAACUCUUACUACCACGGCAAUGAAUCGGACCUUUCAUCUCAAGGGCCGCAGUCGCUGCCGUACCGUUCGCGCAACGCGCCGUACGACAGUGCGGAGGCAGUUUCGGAGCCACGGGAAGGUCGGGCCCGGGUGCUCCAGAAGAACCGUCGGUUCGCGGAUGCGUAUGAGGACAACCAGCGCCACGCUGGCAGCUCGGGUGCGGCGCGCAGGGUCAUGGAUCUCUUCCGCCGCCGUGGAAAGGCUAGAGGUGGGUGA
Lasiodiplodia theobromae is the source of this 3354-nucleotide messenger RNA. RefSeq names its product Camk camkl kin4 protein kinase. The record is from RefSeq and is a predicted model, not a curated record. The transcript is spliced from 3 exons. NCBI's taxonomy places the organism in Eukaryota, Fungi, Ascomycota, Dothideomycetes, Botryosphaeriales, Botryosphaeriaceae. Gene Ontology annotation, cellular component: cytoplasm. The coding region runs from base 1 to 3354 and encodes 1117 amino acids. Gene Ontology annotation, molecular function: ATP binding; tau-protein kinase activity; protein serine/threonine kinase activity. Gene Ontology annotation, biological process: intracellular signal transduction; protein phosphorylation; microtubule cytoskeleton organization.